GUGGCGGUGUUGGUGGCGGCCCUAGGCCCCCUGGGGGCGGCGGUGGAGGCGGCGGUGGUGCUGUACCUGGCGGCCGCCGCCCUGGUGGGGUGCUACUCCCUGCCCCCCAUGGCAGGGGUGACACCCGUCAGGGGUGACACUCCCACCACCCACCUCAUCAUCAACUGUGUCCUCCUGCUGGUCAUGGCCACCGCCCUGCCGCUGCUGGCCGCCACGCUGGGUCUGACGAGCCACGCGCUGGUGGGGCUGUGGGGAUGCGUGGGGUGGCUGGGGAACAUGUGGGUCGUCCUGACCUACAACGCCACCUUCGCCGCCGCCGCCGUCGCCUGCCUCCUGCAGCAGUUCUCCGCCGCCGUCAGGAGCGAGCUCAGGGCCAGGUGGGUGCCCGCUUAUGGUCAAGUGACCCACUUAUGGUCGAGUGACCCACUUAUGGUCAA
Hyalella azteca is the source of this 437-nucleotide messenger RNA. It is a transcript of the gene lili, whose product is annotated as protein Lilipod-like. Gene Ontology annotation, molecular function: transmembrane signaling receptor activity. The transcript has 2 exons. Gene Ontology annotation, biological process: signal transduction. The annotation marks the transcript as partial. NCBI's taxonomy places the organism in Eukaryota, Metazoa, Arthropoda, Malacostraca, Amphipoda, Hyalellidae. The record is from RefSeq and is a predicted model, not a curated record.